Messenger RNA from Ilex paraguariensis (yerba mate), 879 nucleotides. NCBI's taxonomy places the organism in Eukaryota, Viridiplantae, Streptophyta, Magnoliopsida, Aquifoliales, Aquifoliaceae. The record is from the annotation of a GenBank genome assembly.
AUGUUCACGGUGUUCUUGAGGAGAGACACAGGAUAUGCUAGUGUUUCCACUCUCAGUCUCCAUUCAGAUUACAGAUUUGAUCAACAGAGAAAGAUCAAACUUCAAGCCUUCAAAAAUCAGGCUUUCUGCUCCGCUCAAUGCCUAAGGAACGAAGUGUUUCUUGAGGCUUUUUCACCGCCGGAACUCUUCGUUGUUCUGAGAUCAAACGACAAGCGGCAAAUACACCGGAAUCUACUGCUUCUCCGUACCCAAUCCAGAAAUGGGGAAAGCAGGAAGAGAUUGGACACAGAUCUACGCUAUCUACGCGGCGGCGGAGUUGCUCGCUUCGCCGCCGGAUUCACCGGCUCCGUCACAGCCCUCUCCGCCGUCUGUCUCUUUUUCGCCGCCGCCAACAUCUUCUACUCCUCUGUCAUCCUCCGCUGGGACAUGGCCCAGCGAAUGGUCAGCUCCGUCAACGACUGGUCGACGGUGAAGCACGCCCUGGACCUAGGCUGCGGCCGCGGCAUCCUUCUUAAUGCGGUUGCUCUGCAAUUGAAGAAAGCCGGCUCUUCGGGCCGAGUAGUCGGUCUCGACCCGACCCGGAUGAAGAAGGUUUCGACCCUCUCGACGCUCCGAACCGCUGGGAUCGAAGGAGUUCAAGAGUACGUCACGUGCCGAGAGGGUGACCCCAGGACACUGCCAUUCGGUGAUAACUCAUUCGACGUGGUGGUAUCCGCUGCGUUUGUCCACACGGUAGGGAAGGAGUUUGGGCAGAAAUCGGCAGCGGCGGCGGCGGAGAGGAUGAGGGUACUGGGGGAGGUGGUGAGGGUUUUGAAGCCAAGUGGGGUAGGAGUGGUGUGGGACCUAGUGCAUGCCGGAAUAUGUGCAGCGAUUGCAUGA